GCUGCCCCCCCACGCGCGGUGAAGGUUUCUGAUUUUUAUUCCCCUGUUCAGUGACGAGCUGCUGCACUGCCAUUAUUGUAUUGAAACGCAGGCAGUUGUAUCGUUUCUCCCAUUCCCCGGAAGAGCAUUGUAGCUCACUCACCUCACUCGCCUCGCUCUCUCACCUACACACAUAAUUAGGCCGUACUUGCUCACUCACCCACUCACCCACAACCUAGCUGCUCGUGGGAAAUUCCUUAUUUCUUAAAGUCCCUGUUCCGGGCAUACAUCCUUUCUUUUUUUUCUCUUUGUUUUCCUUUUUCUAGUCCCUCCACAUAGCAGCCUUUUUAACCCCGCUAGAAUCAGCCUGCAGUGGUUGGAAAGUUGUUGUAUUCGUAAAGCCACCCGAAUAAUCCUAUAUCAUCCCCCAGAUUCCAGCUCUGACUCUCUGUUCACUUACUUGUUCGAAGAUCUUGAACUUUUUUUUUUCCUUGACUACUUACCAUAUCUUACUCGGCACUACCUUACUUGAGCUCUCUCUCUCGCUUGCCCUAACUUUAUACGACCAUGCCUAGAGAAAGAAGAAAGUGGACCGAAGGUGAAGAUGCUAUACUUCGUGACGCAGUAUUGAAAGGCGGGGAAGGAGCUUGUGACUGGCAUCUCAUUGCUUCCUGUAUUCCCGGCCGCACAAACAAAGAUUGUCGGAAGAGAUGGCACUAUAAGGUAGCAGCAACAGUAAAUAAAGGACCUUGGGAAGUUGCCGAGGACGAAAGGUUAUGGGCCGCCGUUCAAGAGCAUGGAAGCCGUUGGGCAUUAGUAGCACAGGUUGUCAAAACCAGAAAUGGCGACCAAUGCUCCAAACGUUGGUACGAUGCAUUGGACCCAAGUAUCGAUCAUAGUCCAUGGACUCCGGAAGAGGAUGUCCGGCUACUGGAAGCUAUCGAGAAACAUGGGAGAAACUGGAAGGCAAUAGUUAAAGCUUACUUCCCUCGCCGGACAAGUCUAUCGGCCAAAAACAGAUACUCGCUUCUAAUCAGGAAGAUGGAACCCAAGAACAAGCAGUCCCAAUCUGGAGGGUCCAAGAAAACAAACCAAAAAUCUUCGCAAAAGUCGCAGUCCCAAGCGGACACACUGGAAGCUAGCAAGAUACCCGCUCCCCAGUUUCGCCAGGAGCCAAGAGAUAUGGGGAUCAAGGGACAGGGGGAGCGCUCGCGAUCGCAUGCAUACAGAAACUCUUUAUCUGGGGGGGCGGGAAGCUCACUAAACGUUCUUUUCGAGCCUAGCUGUCAGACUAGGGGUGCCGAUAAGGGUGGCAGCAGCGGUGACACCGAUCCCAGCAGUGCAAAGCAGCAACAGCAACAACCGGUUGCGUUUGAAAGCCCGUUGUUGAGUCAGAAGGGUACGCCAAGCAUCUCGAGUUAUACACCCCCAUCCUCCGACUGUCCAGCACUUUCACCGGCGGACUGGUCGAGUCUGGUUGCGAACGGUAACACCGGGUCAGAGGCAAGUUUCCCGGUCACCACACCCCCCGGGCAUAGUGAGGAUAUGUCCUUGUUUUUCAACGACUUGCACCUCACAGCUUCACUUAGUCAAGGGGAUCUCAUACAGUUCGCUGCGAAGCAUCCUGAAAGGAUGGUUGCGAGGUCGAUAUCCCUGGACCAGGGGACCAUGGGAAACAGAGGUGUAGACUUUCGAAGGAAUAGAACCCCCCGUCCGUCAAAUGCUGGUCAGGAUAUGAACGAUAAUACAGGUUCCCGUGUGAUUACUGUCAUGAUAAACAGAGAGGUUCCGGAAACCGUUAAUAGUAUUGUCAAUCAUAUCGGACGGGAGGAAGGCGUUAGUAUUGCGAUUCAUCUAGGUUGAUCCCUCGAGUGCUUGGUACAUUUAUAUGCGGGCGCAUGGGCGUUGGAAGGCGUUUUAUCUCUUGGCUUUUGCUCUUCUUUUUCUAUUUCUAUUCCCAUAUGUAUUUAUCACGUCUUCGUUUCAAGUAUUGCCGCUAGCAUCGUCUCUCGUCUCCUUUGUUCAGAUUGAUGAAGAUCAGGGUUUAUGUAUGGAGUGUCUUUAUCGGGCUAAAAACCUUGGCUUUUGAACUGUCUGUAUAGCAACCAAGUUCACUCCCACGACGCACCCCG
Molecule: messenger RNA, 2111 nt
Organism: Tuber melanosporum (Perigord truffle)
Lineage: Eukaryota; Fungi; Ascomycota; Pezizomycetes; Pezizales; Tuberaceae
Exons: 7
Coding region: 547-1842 (431 amino acids)
Source: RefSeq, a predicted model, not a curated record